This is a messenger RNA of Lachancea mirantina, 1260 nucleotides long. The record is from the annotation of a GenBank genome assembly. NCBI's taxonomy places the organism in Eukaryota, Fungi, Ascomycota, Saccharomycetes, Saccharomycetales, Saccharomycetaceae.
AUGAGCCAUCUCAGACAUUUGUUUGACACUUCCAACACGUUUCAUCACCGAGAUGUCAAAAAAAGCUGGAACCUGGAAGUCGAAGCGUCGAAAACGCUCAGCAGGAGGUUAAAUUACGAAUUCCCAGAACUUGAAAGGUCAGUUCAUUCAAAUGAGUAUCGGAAACCGACUUGGAGGUUUGAUUUCAGGCAGCCGAUUAUUUGUGAGAAAUUUCACUGGUCCAGAGAUGGCGCAUCUUUCAUGACGGUUCAUAAUGACUUGGGAAUUCGUCAGUAUCUAUUACCAGAAGACACCGAGACGUCGCUUGUUCCGUUCAAGAGAUUCUUCAGGGGACAAUCUAUUAUGGAAUCAUGUGUUCAUCCACAGUAUUCGCUUUUCGCAGAUUCUUGUUACAACUUGGUGCUUCUUUCCUGUCGAGACUUGCCAAUUCAACUUUUCUCGCUUUCAGGGCAUGCGGAGGAGCACCCUGCUUUGUUCCGCUACGACGUGGCUAAUCCGCUGAACGAUCGCUACGAGCCGGUUUAUUCGCUAGCCUUUUGGGAUGACGUCGCUUUUCUCGCAGGAAUGGCCAGAAACAAAAUUGCGCUCUAUGAUUUAAACAAAGGAGACGCUGUGAGAGAAUUCCAGUGCCGACGCGAUAGCACCAAAAGCUUUUUGACCGCCAAAUCGAUUGUUUCGAGCUUCAAUGAAGACGCCUCAGAGUCUAGUAAAACGUUUCGUUACUUGGGCACGUACAAAAGUGAACUUUAUACGCUUGAUCCGCGUUCACCGUCUUGUUAUAACGUGUCAAAUCUCGAAAAAAAUCAUACCGGUAACGGCGGUGUAACACAGCUCUUGUCCAGCUUGAACGGCCAUUUCCUAUACGUUGUAACGAGAAACUCUGAUCGUAUUUGCGUUUUGGACACACGGCAGAAUUGUUCCUUGGUCAACGAGCUAGUGCUUCCCUUCAGAAUCGACAGCCAAAAAUUCAAGGGUUCCAUUAACGUUAACGGUCUUGCAAUGGGUACAGCUGACGGGUGCAUUCUGCAAUGGGACAGCGAUUUUGUCGAAUUUGGUGGAUUGUCACGUCACUCCACUAAAUCAGAAGAUAAUGCUGCUGAGUACACUUUAACCGGCAUCCCGACCUCCAAUGGCUCAAGACUGAAUAUCGUAGCGUGUAAUCCUGAAAAUCCAAAUAUGAUUGGCAUUUCUUAUUCAUCGGACAAGUUCGAUACUACUAAAGAUCCCGUUUGUGGCAUUUCUAUAGAUGAAAUCAUAUAA